Messenger RNA from Balaenoptera acutorostrata (minke whale), 1111 nucleotides. It is a transcript of the gene GADD45G, whose product is annotated as growth arrest and DNA damage inducible gamma. The transcript has 4 exons. Gene Ontology annotation, cellular component: cytoplasm; nucleus. The record is from RefSeq and is a predicted model, not a curated record. The coding region runs from base 123 to 602 and encodes 159 amino acids. NCBI's taxonomy places the organism in Eukaryota, Metazoa, Chordata, Mammalia, Artiodactyla, Balaenopteridae. Gene Ontology annotation, biological process: regulation of cell cycle.
CGGCGCCGAGUCUAACUAGCUGGUGGUAGGCGCGCCGGUUUGGGCAGUAGACUUUCUCGUCUUCGCUCGCGUCCGCUCCGCCCUCUCCUCCUGUGGAUAAUUUGCUGCUCGCCAAUCGCAACAUGACUCUGGAAGAAGUUCGCGGCCAGGACACGGUUCCCGAAAGCACGGCCAGGAUGCAGGGCGCCGGGAAAGCGCUGCACGAGCUGCUGCUGUCUGCGCAACGCCAGGGUUGCCUCACCGCCGGCGUCUACGAGUCCGCCAAAGUUCUGAACGUGGACCCCGACAACGUGACCUUCUGCGUGCUGGCCGCCGACGAGGAGGACGAGGGCGACAUCGCUCUGCAGAUCCACUUCACUUUGAUACAGGCGUUCUGCUGUGAGAACGACAUAGACAUCGUGCGCGUGGGCGACGUGCAGAGGCUGGCGGCGAUCGUCGGUACCGGCGACGAGGCGGGUGCGCCGGGGGACCUGCACUGCAUCCUCAUUUCGAACCCCAACGAGGACGCAUGGAAGGACCCCGCCUUGGAGAAACUCAGCCUGUUCUGCGAGGAGAGUCGCAGCGUCAACGACUGGGUGCCCAAUAUCACCCUCCCCGAGUGACAGCCCCGCGGGGAUCCUUGGUCUGAUCGACGUGGUGACGCCCCGGGGCGCCUAGCGCGGGGCUGGCUCUGUGGAUGCGCCCUCCGAGGGCGCCGGAGUGCGGCGUGGAGACUGGCAGGCGGGGGCGCGUGGAGAGCGGCGAGGAGGUGCGGCUCCCUCCCGAGGAGGGACCCGGCGGCGGCAGGGGCAGGCUGGCCCCAGCCCAGGACUCUACAAGUGUGGGGAGCGGCUGCUCGCCCAGGAAGGCCGGAGGCGGGACCUUGGCCGCGCGGCCGAGAAGGACGGACUGGCCGGGCAGGAGUGACUCAGCAGCCUGUACUCCCGGCAGAAAGGAGGAGAAAGGCAAGGCCAGGCGGCCUGGACUUGUACAACAGUUACAGGAGCUCUGACGGAUUUAGCAGUAUGCACUGCUGUUUCAAAACGGACAAGGGUGAUGCUUCAUUUUCUAAAGGAUUAUGCUGCUGCAGCUUUGAGUUUUACAAUAAACUUACUGAAACAAACUUAUUCUC